GCUCUUCACUAUAUAUAAAUCACAAACGAAAGUUGAAUAUCCUUAGAAACCACUUUAUUACAUUUAGAUAUUUGUGUCACAGAAAAUGAAUAUCAUGUAUCUCACUCUUACUACUAAUGUGCUAGUAACAUUACUUUUACUCUUACCAUCACCAACAAACCCAAAACAAAUUCCAGUUCCAGUCUUAGCAUCACCCACAAACCCAAAACAGAUUCCAAUUCCAGCAGUAUAUGUUUUUGGUGAUUCACUUGUUGACAGUGGUAACAACAAUUAUCUUCCAAUAGAAUCAAAUGCAAAAUUUCUUCCUUAUGGUAUAGACUUUGGUGGCAAACCUACUGGUCGAUGCACUAAUGGAAAAACCGUGGUUGAUUACUUAGCUAUACAUCUUGGACUACCUUUUAUUCCUCCAUAUUUGGGCCUUACAAAGAUACAAAGACACAAAAUCAAAACUGGCAUAAAUUUUGCAUCUGCUGGUUCUGGCAUUCUUCCAGAAACCAACAACAAUCUUAGUUUGCCUCUUGACAAACAGAUAAAAUUAUUCGAAAAGUUUAUUAAGAAUAAUUUACCAAAUAUGUUUGCUGAUAAAGUAGAGAGGCAUCUAUCUGAAUCACUGUUUGUUGUCUCCACUGGUGUGAAUGACCACUUCACUGCUACCAGAAAUUUUCGUGGCUCUAGAAAAUUUGACUCCUAUCUGCUAAAGGAAUUUUCCCUACGCAUUCAGAAAAUGUACAGCCUAGGAGUUAGAAGGGUUUUUGUGAAUAAUUUGCCACCAGCUGGGUGCUUUCCAUCAAGAGCUGCAAAAUCAAGAGCAAUAGGAGAAUGUAAUGAGAAAAUAAAUAGGGCAAUUUCCAUUUACAAUAGUCAUUUGCCGAAUUUACUUGGAAAGCUGCAGUCCCAACUUCCGGACUUUACCUUUAUUCAUUCAGAUCUGUAUGAGCACCUUAUAGGAUUAAGGAAAACUGGAUAUAAAUAUGGUAAGACAUUGAUUUAUAUAUAAUGACUUGUGUUGACAUUGUUGAAUAAUAUAUAAUUUAUUUAAUUUUCAGGGAUAUCGGAAAUAUGGAGACCUUGCUGCCCAAAUAGCAUUUCCGGUGAUCUCAUAUGCCAUCCGUACAAUGCUACUUGUGAAAACCGAAAUAACCACAUCUUCUUCGAUGACCACCCAUCACAGAUGGCGAACCAUAUAUAUGCCAGACAUUGCUUCGUUGAGAAGACAAUAUGUAAGUCAUCGGGCAUCAUGAUGUGAUGUGAUAGGAGGAAGGAAUAGGAUCCUUGCUAUUAUUAGUACUAAUACUAUGAAGGGAUGACCAUAUGUUGUUGUCUCAUGAUGUUUGUAAUUGUUAGUGAUAAUAUAAAACAAACUAAAAAAUAAAAUAAAAUUAUGUUGGCUUUGUGGGCAAAUUCAAAACCUAUAA
This is a messenger RNA of Trifolium pratense (red clover), 1415 nucleotides long. RefSeq names its product GDSL esterase/lipase At2g03980-like. Lineage: Eukaryota; Viridiplantae; Streptophyta; Magnoliopsida; Fabales; Fabaceae. Bases 86 to 997 code for a protein of 303 amino acids. The record is from RefSeq and is a predicted model, not a curated record. The transcript has 4 exons. Gene Ontology annotation, molecular function: hydrolase activity, acting on ester bonds.